AUGACCCAACCAGACUCAAAGACGCACAUAGUUGUCGGCGUGCUCUCCGUCCAGGGCUCUUUCAGGGAGCAUUUGGACCAUCUGAAUGUUUUAUUUGCGGACCUAAAUUCUGCUCUGGAAUAUGGCCAGUACGAGUUUUCCGCAAGAAAAGUCAAGCAGCCAGAGGAUUUGGACGGCCUGAGCGGCAUAAUCCUGGUUGGCGGCGAGUCCACGACCAUGUCGCUGCUGCUGCAACACAGCGGGCUGUUUGAGCCUCUAGCUCGGCUAAUCCAAUCAGGUAAGAUCGGUGUGUGGGGAACCUGUGCUGGCUUGAUUUUAAUAGCAAAUGAGGUCACCAACACCAAGACAAAUCUGGGGAAACACAAAUUCAGGGUUCUCGGCGGCCUGGACGUCUCUAUUGAGCGCAACUCGUUUGGACGCCAGGUCGACUCGUUCACUCAAGAUCUAAGCUUUAAGGGAUCAGGGGUCAAAUCGUUCGAAUGUGUGUUUAUCAGAGCGCCGGUUGUGUCUCAGAUUCUGAGCGGAGAACGUCGCUUGGGCGCUGAAAGCUCUGUGGUGGCAGAAGUGCACCAGACAAAUAAUCACCCCGUGGAGGUCCUUUCGGAGGUGGAAAAAAACGGCAAGACACUGAUUGUUGCUGUUCGACAAGGCCACGUCCUCGGCACGUCGUUCCACCCCGAGCUGGUGCACGACACUCGGUUCCACAAGUGGUUUGUAGACGAGUUUGUUCUAAAGCGGUCGAUCGACGCAUGA
This is a messenger RNA of Ogataea angusta, 753 nucleotides long. RefSeq lists its product as uncharacterized. The record is from RefSeq and is a predicted model, not a curated record. Gene Ontology annotation, molecular function: glutaminase activity. Gene Ontology annotation, biological process: pyridoxal 5'-phosphate biosynthetic process; pyridoxine metabolic process. Bases 1 to 753 code for a protein of 250 amino acids. The transcript has a single exon. Gene Ontology annotation, cellular component: cytosol; glutaminase complex. NCBI's taxonomy places the organism in Eukaryota, Fungi, Ascomycota, Pichiomycetes, Pichiales, Pichiaceae.